UUUGCCAUGAAAAAUCCAAGACCGUGGCAAAAAAGAGUAUUUUACAUGACGAUUUGUCACCCGUCGUUUUUUUUUUUUGGAAUUGUUUAUAUUUUUUGCGACGCUAUUUAUUCCUCCGUCGAAAAAAAAACUCUUUUUGCUUCCCUCGCCCUUCGUCUUUGCCCUGUCUUCCAUAUACCCUUUCAAUAUCCUCUUCUCAGAUCAAAAAAAAAAAGGAAAAGAAACUGUCUGCCUUCUCCUAGUCGUCUCUUUCCAUCUCGGAGCCCCAACAGCACUAGCGUGAGAUACCCUCCUCUCCUCUCCUUUUCUUUCCUCUCACACUCGCUCGCACAGACCCUUACAAUCUCUCUCUCUCUCUUUCUCUCUCUCUCUCUCUCUCUCUCUCUCUCUCUCUCUCUCUCUCGCGUUAUCCUCACAGUCUGUCUGUAGCAGCGGCAGCGACUUCUCACCGGUUCUCGCUCCGACAUCCAGGUAUCUCUCCUCUGCUGUUCUCUCCUCUUUUUCUCUUCUUUUGCCUUCAUUGGAAUCAAACCCUCUUCAUUGGAACCCUAGAAAGUGGUGCAGAGAUUAGAGAUUGAGAGAGGGGGGAUUGGAACCCUAGUUUUAAAUCUAUAUAAAACUUAAUAUUGGCAUAUUUAUGGCUUAAAUUGUAAAUAGUGAGAGAUGAGAAUUAUCUAUUUCAAUACUUAAUUGAAUGUAUUUUUAUGGACUCUGGUUUUUUUAUAUAGAUUUAUAAAAAACUAGAGUCGUCCAGAUUCUGAGGAGAAGCCAUGGCUUCUUAUGCUAGUGUUAGGCAAGUCCUCCAGCCCAAAUGUACUAAAUAUUCCCAAUUUCAAUUGAGCCCAUCUUGGGUUGUUCCUUGCUUACUUGUAUUCAAGACCAAGUACAUCGGUCGCUUCUCCAGGCUACAUGAAUUUUCCGGUCACUGGAAUCUGGCAACUGCUUUAAAGGCAACUUCAGGAAAUGGUGCCAAGGAAAAUGAGGAUGGAGUGUCUUUUGGGGACAAUGAAAUUGCCAUUGGACACUGACAUUCCUAGAUUUGAAAGCUUGCUAUUCCAGGUACUUGUUACUUUGUCCAGUUUGAGAAUUUUUUAGUAUUUCCUAUAAUAGGUUUUCUGAAAAUUUUCUAAAAAACAUUUUUCGGAAACAGUGCGCUAAACAAGUUUUCCAUGAUUUUCGAAAAUUGAAAACAGAAAACAAAAAUGCAACCAAACAAUUGGAUUAUAAUUUUAUCUCUGUAGUUGUUCACAGCUUUUCUACUAUGAGAGAAGAGAAUCUCUGUUGGAGGGCCUUGUGAAUCGGUCCCCAUUGUUGCUCCCUGAUUGUCCUCAUGGGGUGAGGAAGAAAUUACUGAGAGGGAGAAGUGAGAAAAGGAGCUUGGUGGUUAUGGACAUGGCGAGGUAAAUUAAAGUUAUAAAUAUAUGACACUAUAUAUGCGAAUCAUCGAGUUUUCUGUUCCUCUGCAGGUGAUUUACAAGGAGAGGUGCCAUGGGAUGGAUUUAGUGGUGGACAGAGCUCAACCAGAUGACUUGCUAGUGAGAGAAGUGGACACCAUAGUCGAGCAUGGUCUUGACUUUGUUGAUGAGGGUAACUCGACAAAAGAGGAUCAAAUAAAUGGAGAAAUUGUUAUGGAGGAGGCAAAAGAGGGUCAAAUGAAUGGGGCAAUUGUUAUAGAGGAGAGUGGGAAGUCUGCAGCUAUCUAUGCUUGUGUAAAAGAACAAGUUUUCAUGUUAUUGAGUUUCUCUGUGCAAUAAAGUAUAUGCUCAGGAGAUUGAAGAUGAGAAAGCUAUUGACUAUCAUGAAUUGAUCGAUGAAGAAAAUCUUCAGUUAAAUUCUGCGACUGCUGGGAGAAUGGUAAGGAGAAAUUAUAAUAUUCAACUUUAUUGCAUAUUAGGAUAGCUGUCCAAUAACUGUUAUUCUUUUCAAAAAGCUUGUCAUUUUAUGAUAUCUAAUACAGUACACUAUUUGCUGCAUGUUCUUUUAUCUCAUGCCAUUUUUUGGUGCUAUUUUGUGUGGAGAACUUUCCUUUCACAUUCCAGGUUCAGGAAAAAUAGCAUUAAGUUCAUUGAGUAGUAGUCAAUGGCAAAUGAUAUUCUCUGUUUGCAGUUUGUUUCGCUUAGUGAAACUAUUAUAGUGGUUUUGGAGGGAAGUGCUUACAUGAUAGGAGUUGAUUGAAUGCUAAGAACUGCUUCAAAUGGUAACAAUGCGCCAAUUGUAAAAUAUGUGUGUGUGUGUGUGUUUUUCCUCUUCUUUUUUUUUUUUUUUUUUAAAUUUAGCUUUUGAAAUUGAGAUUUUGAACAUACAUGUCGAUUAAUAGUCUCUUCUUACUGAGGCUUUCAAUGUUCUAAUGUCUUUCCAUACUGUCACCAAUCUCUUUUCUUUCUUUAGUCAGAUUGGCAUAUUGAGAGCCAUUCUCUUAUUUUCUUAGUUUUCUCAUGGAUUCCGUCGGAGCCAUUAUUUCCUUCUAUCAACUGAAGUUGUAGAGUUUUGCAGAAUAUGAACUUUGGUGGCCAGAUGGGCCUAUGUAGAUUGCCAAAUUGGUUUACUGAUAAAUUAGAACAGAUAAUUAGAUUGAAAAAUACUCAGCGGUUUAGCUCUUGUUUUUGCUACUCGAACUGUUCCCCAUAUUUCAAAAGUCUGACAAUGUAUUCCUAGAAUGUUACUAUAGUAAUGUGCGACAAAUGAUGGUUGAUUGCAAGAAUCUACACCACCGACCUGUGCAUCAAACUUGGAGACAAUUUUUGGUGAGUCAAAUGAAGUUCAAAGUGAACCAGAGAUCAACAAUGAUGCAGCGCAAAGCAGAAGAUUCACGUUCAGUUUUGAACUGGUCCGCUUUUGGGAGCUGAUGACAGUGAUGAUAACAGCAGAAGCUCUAGUGAAUAUCAAACUUGCAAUGUCUCAGAUUUCUACAUUUCUGACAUGAUUGCUGCAGGCUUACCCAUUGAAGGCAACUCAAUUUAUGAUGACAUCACAGAAGCUAGUUGCUUGCUUGAUUACAAAUGUGAUGAGCCAAGUACGUUUUUUGACGUGGCUGAGGAAUACAUGAUACUGCCUUUCCUUGAGGAUACCAUGGAGGCAGGUGGCAAUCAUGAUGGCAGAACAUGUGAGGACGCCAUUAUAGAUUCAGAUGAUUCAAGCUUGUAUCUUGCAAUCCAUCAGUUGAGAUCCUGCAAUGAGGAACCUGAUGUGAAUCCCUACUCAGAUUCAGAUCAAUUAGAGUGCUUUGAUCCACACGUUUAUCAGAAAUCUACCUGACCCACCAGAUGUGGCGCCAAAUUUUCACCCCACUACAUCGCUAAAUGAAACACAGAAAAUGAAGUCCAUUACCCUAGUACUGGAUUUGGAUGAAACACUUGUCCACUCUAUGUUGGAACAUUGUGAAGAUGCAGAUUUUAGCUUUCCAGUCUUUUUCAACAUGAAAGAGCACAGAGUCUAUGUAAAACAGAGGCCUUACCUUCAAAUGUUCCUAGAGAGGGUUGCUGAGAUGUUUGAAAUUGUGUUGUUCACAGCCAGUCAAAGCAUCUAUGCAAAACAGCUUCUGGAUAUACUGGAUCCAGAUAAAAAACACUUAUCUCUCAUCGAGCUUAUCGUGAGUCAAGCAUUUUUUCAGAUGGAAGUUACACCGAGGACUCAACAAUUUUGGGUGUUGAUCUUGCAAAAAUUGCUAUAAUUGACAAUUCUCCUUAGGUAGAUUUCCUGUCCAUUGACUUUCACGUAUCCUUUGUAAAGAAUAUUUGGUUGAUAAUUGUUACAAGUUACAUAUAUAUGUAUGAUUUUGUGAAUGUGAAUGUGGA
Camellia sinensis is the source of this 3794-nucleotide messenger RNA. Lineage: Eukaryota; Viridiplantae; Streptophyta; Magnoliopsida; Ericales; Theaceae. The record is from RefSeq and is a predicted model, not a curated record.